GUACUAUUUGAGGCAUCGACGUAGUGUGGUGAACCUGUGACGCGUUCGAAGGUUCUGUAUUAUCGUGAUUAACGAUGGAAUGUGCGAGGGCUUUCUUGUUUUUUUUCAACUUUAUUUACUUGGGUGUAUCUGGUGCUAUCAUUUUUGUAGCGGUAUGGCUAAUUAAAAAGUAUGGCGACAUUACAAAGAUUACAACUGAUGAGUACACUUUGGUACCAUGUGGAAUCCUAGUUGGAGUGGGUGUCCUGAUCUUUAUCACUGCCUUGUUUGGUUGCUGUGGAACAUGCCGUGAUAACAAAUGCUGUCUGUCCACGUUUUUUGCACUACUUCUCAUUGUGUUUGCAUUGGAGAUUACAGCAGGUGUCUUAGGAUAUAUCGACAAGGAUAAGGCUAGAAGCUUUGUGCAGGAUGGUUUCCAGGAUGCAAUUGAGCAUUAUGAUGAUAAAGACACAACUUUAGAUAAAGCUGUAGAUGGACUCCAGAAAAAUCUGAAAUGUUGUGGCAGUGAGAAACCUACUGAUUGGUUUCCAUAUGCUUUGAAACAUUAUGGCCAAUACCCUCAUUCCUGCUGUCCUCCAGCAACAUUGAUUUGUACACAACUCAAUGCAUAUGAUAAGGGCUGCUUGAAAAAAUUGACUGAGGAAGUUGAAGACAACCUUAGUUACAUUAUGGGGUCAGGUAUUGGACUGGCUGUGCUUCAACUGCUGGGAAUGAUUGGAGCAUGUUACUUGAUGUGUAGUCAGCGGUCAGGAUACCUUCGAAUGGAGGGUGGAUUGCGAGUCUGAUCAGAUGGAUUCUCACAGCUCAUUCUUUUGUUAGACUUAGAAAAUGUAAAGCUGUUAUGUUCUGUUUUGUUAAUGUGGAUCAUGAUGUGAAGGGUUGUUCUAGUCAUGUCAGUGGUCUAUUUGAAUUCAGGAGAGAGAUUAUUAAAUUUUUGGCCAAGUU
This is a messenger RNA of Pocillopora verrucosa, 945 nucleotides long. RefSeq names its product tetraspanin-36-like. Lineage: Eukaryota; Metazoa; Cnidaria; Anthozoa; Scleractinia; Pocilloporidae. Gene Ontology annotation, cellular component: plasma membrane. The record is from RefSeq and is a predicted model, not a curated record.